AUGGAGCUCCAGGCGGAGAAGGAGGUUCCAGAGCUGAUCCAAAGGCGCCGGCUCGAUAGAGCAUUGCGCCCCGCUGGCUUUGACGACGUAGUCGACUCUCGCCUUUCUUCGACCCUGCUUGAGAGGGUCGAUGAUGGCAUUAAAGUCAUCACCAAAGUCGCUACGAAAUCAAAGAACCUGAAGGGCACUUUUGUAAAAGCCCUUAAGGAAGCGGCUGAGAUGAUCCGGGAGGCGGUGAACGCUCUACAGAGCAUAUCAUCGACUGAUGAAACCCGCCGCCUCCAGGCCGACAACAAACGGCUGCGGGACGAGGUGGCGACGCUCCAAAAGGAGGCUCUCGAGGAGCGCUUGCUCCCGGAGAAGCGCCUGAGGCCGCCUUUGGCUGCGGAUAGGCGUAGCGCCGAACCUGGGCCUUCAUCGGCACCAGAUCCCACCCCUACCUCUCUGGGAGAGACAUGGAGUGCAGUGGUACGGAAGGGAAAGGGGAAGGGAAAGAAGACAGUGCCCGCGCUUGACGUGCAGAUGUCGGCUUCCAUCUCCGCCAAGCCAAAGAAGUCUGUGGCUAAGCCCGUCGCGACGCCUAAGCCACCUGCGGCCGCCGUGAAAUCUAUUACGGUGCCGAGGCCCCCAUUGGUCGCAACGGGAUCCGCUGCGGUGCCCAAGUCCGGUACGGCAUCAAGACCCGCUGUGGCCACUGCGACGCCAGCCGCCGCUAAUAAAAAGAAGCGGAGGCGUAGAGGCCGCAAACUACGUGCCCCUACGACGGCAGCCGUAGUAAUCACACUACAGCACGAUGCCGUCGAAAAGGGGGUUACGUAUAGUGAUGUCCUAACCAAAGCCCGUCAGAGGUUAGAUCUGACGGCCUUGAACAUCCCGGCAGGCCUGAAAGUAAGGCAGGCGGCCCCGGGAGCUCGAGUUCUCGAGCUUCCAGCAGGGGUCACGAGCGAAGCAGCGGACAGUUUCGCCGCGAAGCUCCGUGAGGUCCUCGCCGGAGAGGCACGGAUCGCCAGGCCGGUGAAGUGCGCGGAUUUGCGUCUUACUGGCCUGGAUGAUUCCGUCACCAGGGAUGAGGUGCUCGCUGCGAUUGUCGCUGCAGCCGCCUGUCCCCUUGACCACGUCAAGGCGGGCGAAAUUCGGGAGGGCCGCCGGGGCACUGGCUGCAUCUGGGUGCAAUGUCCAGUGGCAGCUGCUAAGGUCCUGGUGUCAGCUCGGAGUAUGAGGAUUGGCUGGAGCUAUGUGCACGUCGAGUCCCUGGAGCCGCGCCCUAUGAAGUGCUUCCGAUGCCUAGAAAUCGGGCACACGCGACUCCAGUGCACUUCGGAGGUGAACCGCAGCGAUAUUUGUUAUCGCUGCAGUGCUCCUGGACACAAAGCAGCGGCAUGCUUAGCCAAACCCCACAAGUUGCAGGUAGGCCAGCUGAGCACUCGGUGGGGGCUAAGGGUUGCUCCCCACCGAAAAAAGGGAAAAAAGCCGGCAGGACCCCGGCCUCCCAGCAGGUGGAUCGGGAUUCGUCCCGACAAGAGGAAAUGUGUGUCGACUCUAAUAAUGGAUAGGGAUAGACAUUUCCUCCAGAUAAACCUAAACCAUUGCGCCGGUGCCCAGGAUCUAUUAUUCCAGGCACUGGCGCAAUGGCAAAUUGGACUGGCGGUGGUAGCGGAGCCUUAUUGCAUACCCGCCAACUGGAUAGGGGAUGCUACGGGCACGGCGGCCAUCUAUGUUCCAGAUGGUACCACGCCCCUUUCCGUCAAAGAGAGGGGAAAUGGUUUUGUUGCGGCCGACUGGGGGAAAUACACAAUAUUCUCGGUGUAUUUUUCCCCAAACAAAACCCUCGCUGAGCUCGAGACGCUCCUCGGUGAUACGCAGGCGGCCAUUAGGCGAGUUGCACCUCGACCGCUGGCCAUCCUGAGGGCCAAAGACACUGCCUGGGGUGAGCUCCUCGCGGGCUUGGACCGCGAUCCCUGGGGUCGUCCAUACCGAGCAACUAGGGGCAAGCUUGGUCGGGGUCCGCCGCCUGCUGAAUCUAUUUCACCGGAACGGCUGGCCACGGUGCUGGAGGCGUUGUUCCCGGCCCCAACUGGCGUUUAUCCCACCGGUGCC
Molecule: messenger RNA, 2097 nt
Organism: Iphiclides podalirius (scarce swallowtail)
Lineage: Eukaryota; Metazoa; Arthropoda; Insecta; Lepidoptera; Papilionidae
Source: the annotation of a GenBank genome assembly